This is a messenger RNA of Owenia fusiformis, 1365 nucleotides long. The record is from the annotation of a GenBank genome assembly. NCBI's taxonomy places the organism in Eukaryota, Metazoa, Annelida, Polychaeta, Sabellida, Oweniidae.
UUUAGAUUUCUCUGUGGGGUCGUCUGCACAGUCGCAUGAUGACAUCAUUUCCAAAGUCGCAAUCGCUCCGAGAGAAACAAAAGGGGGAUUUGAGAUUGGAUCCGUGAAGGUUGAAGAUGGUGUGAUAAUAAUGGACCCAUACGGGAGAAUCGAUUUAUCUGAUGCUAACGGAGUUUUUGGCCCUAACACCGUUGUGAAGAAUAGAUUCCGUAUGGAACCAGGAAGAACCAUACAUGCAAACAUUGAGGUAUGUCAAUCCGGUGAUGUGUGUUCCGUGGUUGCCUCAUCAAAACAGAUAGUCAUGAGAUCUUCAGAUAUAAUCAAGCCUGCUGACGAAGGAUGCGAACUUUCCAUUGACUUAUCAGAUGCAGUCGUAAGUAUUCACGCCUACGGUGCCCAGGCUGACAGGCUACUGGCGUGUGGAACUUUGAAUGAAAAUGAUGUACAAGAGGAGUAUAUCUCGGAUGGUUCGGUAGACUUUAAACCAUAUGUAGUGAAUCCAAGGACUACAAGUAAUAAAACAAACCGAUAUCUUAGGAAAAGAUUGGAAAAAUGGAGUGGUAUAAGUUUCUUUGUCAAUACGUUGGACGGCGAUUUAGAUGGGUUUUUAACUGUGGUUAUAUCAGCACCAAGCGUUGACUUUUCCACAAGCAGCCUUACUCUCAUAUUUUGGGACGCAGCAAAUUGUGAUGUACAAUACCCGAGGAUGGAAUCAUUACGUUUCACGUGUGUUCAGAUUAUGCUAUGUCCACUAAGAGACAUAAACGGGAAACAACAAGUUAUGGUGGUGAAACCCAGUUUGCCCUAAGUGAGGUCAGUGCUGCUUAUGUGAAUACGCGUCCACGUAUUACAUCAACCAAUCAAAUGAACAUAACAGAAGACGCGGAUCAGAUAUAUACAUUCAAAUUGGAAGCUGUGGACGAAGAGGGGGAUCCAUUUGUGUUCUUAAUAGACAACGCAAAGCCAAAUCCUGUUUUAGGAAUUGUUAAAAUUGAGCGAGAUGGAACUUUUAUCUACAAUGGAUUCCCGCAUCAUUACGGCUCAGAUUCGGUGCACUUUAUCGUCCAAGAGGAAAGAACAGAUACCGAACAGGUAUUAAAAACAUAUGGAACUAUCACUGUAAACAUUGAACAACAGAAUGACAACCCGAUUACUGCUAUAAUACAUGAUGGAGCCUACAAGGACCCAGUUCCAAACUAUGGUUUGGAGUUCACAAUGCAACAAUCAACGAGUCAAAUCGAAAGUCUGAAACUGAUUCUAUCAGCCCACGACUACGAUGUACACGAUAAUCUGAGAUUCUCGACAGUCAAUACAACUAAUGGCACCAUUGCAUUCUCAGAUCCAAUCACUAAUUUCACGUUCAAA